GGGUACGUCGUUAUGAAAUCGAACAUGCGAAUCGUCGACGGCGGCCUUAUUCUGGUGAUCUUCGCCGUUUGCUGUGCAAUUGCCGCAAGCAAAACGCGCACCGAGCUUGAUAACGAUGAACUGUGGGAUCGUUUACUGAAGCGGCAGCUACACAACGAAAUCACAACAAACGACCACUAUACCGAUGACGCCGACGGCAGCAGGGCGACCCCAGCCAGUCAUCCGGUCGGCCGUGCGCGUAUCAAUCACAACACCGAGCCCAUUGAUGCUGAUAGCGCACCGCUGCUCACGGAUGAGCGGGAUGAGUUACUUACGGUCGAUGGUAACGCACCGGCAAAGGUCAACCGCUACGAUGCUGAUAGCGCCUGGGAUGUAACGGAAGGCGGCGAUGACGGCACGGUUCCGGACCUCGCCGAAACCGAUGACGUAGCAGCGGCGCAUGACGAUGGCAGUGGCCAGGAAGCUCUUCUGCAGGCAGACGAUCCGUCGUCGAUCGAUAACGAGCUGGUCGGUAUUUUGCAGAAACGCCCCGAAUCGAGAGAAAUUCUGGAGUCACUCGGGCUGGCAGCAAAGCCGAGCCGCCCGUUUCCGGACCCGAGCGACUUGCAGGCCCUAAAGGAACACGUGAAAGCGCUUCUCACACUGCCGGUGAACAAACGGAAGUUUCACCGCAUCCUUCCGACUCUGGCGGAAGAUGUGGACAGCAUCGGUGAACCGCUGGGUCAACCGGCACCACUGCUUGCCCCACACCGUGAGGUGACACGCCCGACCACUAUCCUGCUGCCCGACCUACAGCGAACCCUUGCCACGCAGCGAGACACCCUACUACCACCGCAGGAAGGACAGCGUAGCUUGGUAAUCGUGUUCGACGCUACCGGCUCGAUGGUUGACGAUCUACAGCAGCUUCGUGACGCGGCCCGUCUCAUCAUUGCCGAGGUCACGCAACGGGACAACAAUCCAAUUUUUAACUACAUUUUCGUACCGUUCCGUGACCCGCACGUUGGCCCGCGGUUAGUGACACGCAGUCAGGAUGAGCUGCUGAGCGCUCUCGACAGUCUACAAAUCGUAGGUGGAGGCGAUUGUCCAGAGGCGGCGCUGGAGGCGCUGGCCAGUGCCAUCGACGCUGCCAUGCCCAACUCGUUCGUGUACGUAUUCACCGACGCCACCGCAAAGGACUUUCGGCUCGAUCAGCGCGUGCUGCAGUUGGUGCAACGGAAGCAAACGCCCAUCACGUUCCUGCUGACGGGGUUCUGCGAUGGCAAGGAGACGCCCGGCUACCAGGUGAUGAGCAACAUAGCCGCCUCGAGCAACGGUCAGGUGUUCGACCUGCGAAAGGAUCAGAUCGAGGAGGUGCUGCUGGCGAUCCGUAACACGAUGGAUACGCAUCACGUGCCACUGAAAGCGAUCGAUUCAGCUGCUCCGAAGGCGCACGAUAUUGAUUUGAGCGUGGACAGCACGCUGAAAGAGUUCAGUGUUAGUGUGGCCGGUGUGAAGCCGACCAUCGAAAUCCUCGAUCCGCAGAGCGAACCGUAUAACCGAUCGCGCGAAGUGCUACACCUGGAAAACAUUCGCGUCGUCAACGUGCCCGAUCCGGCACCGGGCCGGUGGAACAUCAAAGCGUCGUCCGAUUCCUCCCACUCCAUCCGCCUGUCCGGCCUGAGCGAGGUGCAGUUUAACUUUGGCUUCAGCCUCGUGGAACCGCACAACAAUCGGUCCCUAUCGCACCAGCCGGUGCUGGAUGAGAAGAACUUUCUCGCAGUCGAACCGUCCGAUCCGACGUUGAUCAGUGUACUCGACUCCGUUACCAUUACGUCGCACAACGUGGGGACAUCGCCAAGUGGGGCAGUGUUUGAGUUUAAGCUUCCUCUCCAGCCGGUGCCCGGUAACAGCGGUGGGCUCUAUCGCACCAAAGCCUUCGACAGUCCACGCCAACCGUUCAAACUGACGAUCAACGGUCGUAACGCAAACGGUGAACCGCUGCAGCGUCUGUUUUCGACGGCGAUCCAAGCCACGGGUCCCACCGCACCGGAAGUCUCCGUCGGCCACACACCUUUUGUGGAGCUGCUCGAAGGCGAUCACUAUGUACUCGAGUGCCGCAUCCAUUCCGCCAUUCCAGUCGUGGCCGCCUGGCGACGGAACAAGAUCGGUGUAGUGCAGCAACACUUUAAUGAAUCCAAUGUGCUGUCGCUGGGUUUGCAGAAUGUCAACGCCAGUCACGCUGGGAACUACACCUGUCUGGCCACCAACAUCCUAGGGCAGGACGAGAAAGUGGUCAAACUAAAAGUGAACCGUCGAUUUAGCACCAGUCUCCGAUUGCUUCCGAGGCACACCGUAGCCGUCGAGCACGAACCGUUCAUCGCCUUGAGGUGCAUCCUGGAGCAUGGCCCUGAUGUGGCCACUGAAAUCUACUGGACACGCGAUGGGCUCCCGUUGGUGGCCGGGGAUGGCAAGGCUUACCUGGAGUUUGUGGACCUAAACAAAUCCCACUCCGGUAACUACACGUGCUACGCCGACAUCGAAGGCGUACGUGUGACCAGCGAAAACAGCACGGUCAUCGUGGAGUACUCACCGAGGACGAACGAUUCCAGCCGAGGACUCGUGCGCGAAUACGGUGAGUGGGUCGAGCUGGAGUGUGAAAUGGACGCCAUGCCCGAACCGGAAUACCAGUGGGACUACCAACCACUGGACCAAUCGUUCGACCAGCGGCCACUGCCAGAGGGUGGACGGAAGUCGAUCGCCUUUGAGAUGACACCACGUGCGGAAGGGCUGUACGUGUGCGAGGGACGGAACGCUUAUGGAUUCGCCAGACAAACGUACGUUCUGCAGGGUGCGGCAAAUGCGCCACCGAACAUAAUCAAACACCCAGACACGACACUCUACGUGGCGCUCGGGACCUCCAUCACGCUGAACUGUUCCUGCGAGCUGUGCCAACCGUUGAGUGAGUACAUCUGGACCAGCCAGCGUGGUACGUUCGAGAGCAGCCCGGAAGAGUCAAUCGACAACAUUCGCGUUACACUCGACAACGAUCAGUCGCGAAAUGCGGUGCGCUACCUGCUGACGAUUGACGAUUUCCGACCCGACAACGAGGCCAGCUAUACCUGCAUCUUCUCCAACGAGCACGGAGCAGACGCAAUGAUUCUGCAACUUCGCACGAUGGUCGCCCCGGAAGUGGAGUCAAUGCUAGUGGAUGGCGAACCAUCGAUCGGGAGAACCGUUCUCAAGAAUUUAGGCACGGGCCCCGGUACAAUCGGUUGCGAAACCGUGGGACUCCCGGAACCGACCGUUCGGUGGCAGAUAAACGGCACUCCACUCGGCUCAACAGACGAGCCUCUACCGCUGACGUUGGAAAACGAAAACAAAACCAUCCAGUUCCACGUUCCGUACUACGAGGCUAUCGAGGGGCGCUACGAGUGUUUCGCAUCGAAUCCCCUCGGGACCGUGUCCUCAUCGUUGGACUUGCGAGUGGGCGCGGCUCCACAAGCUUCCCCCGAGCAUCGUUUUCUGCGGGCCAAGGUCGAUGAACCGGUUACGCUGGACUGCACCAUUUCCGGUACUCCCGACCCGCAGCUGCACUGGGAACCGGCUUCCGCUUUCGCCGAUCCUACACACCGCACCCAGCGGCUACGGGCCGCGUACGAAACGGCGGGCUUCUAUCGCUGUCUGGGCGCUAACGAGCACGGUUCGGCGGAGCAAAACUUUACGCUCGAAACUUACGGGCCGCCGGAGAUUAAAGACUUGCCGGAUGUGUCAAUCCAGCUGGGCAUGGGACAGGACACGCUGAUGGAGUGUUUCGGCUGGGGUAUACCGGAACCAUCGAUUAGCUGGACGUUUAACAACGAGCCGAUCGGAAACCGUUCCAGCGUUGGCAUUACGGAGGGAGGACUUCAAAUUUACAACAGCUCGUACGGCCACAACGGAGUGUACGGCUGCACGGCUCAGAACGAACAUGGUGUGCGCCAAAAAAUCUACUAUCUAACCGUUAGAGAUCCGCCUCGCAUAACAUCAUCGCUGGAUUCGCACGUUACACUGCUGCCAAACGAAACGGCACACUUCGAAUGUACCGGCACCGGAAGUCCGCCUCCGAAGGCAACGUGGUUGUUUAAUGGCACCGUCCUGGGGCACGAUCGGGACCUUUACUUGUCGUACGCCAACACAUCGACCGGAACGUACACCUGUUUACUAGAGAGCACCGAAGGCACGGACCGACAGAACACAUUCAUCAGCCCCUUGCGCCCGCCGCAACGGUUGACAUCAGGAAACUACAGCUCCAACAGCCUCACUCCGCUCAAGAGGCGCGCCGACGAGCCACUGGUUCUGCUGUGUCCGUUCGAGAACUACAAGAGUCUGCUGUGGCAGCUGAACGAGAAGGGCCUCGAGGAGCACUUCGACUUAACCGACGUGCAGCUGAAGGAAAAUCUUCUUAUCAUCGAACAUCUGCGGACCCGGCACGAGGGCACGUAUACGUGCGUGGUGCAGAACCGUGCCGGUAGCGAUCGACACUCGUUCGUGGUGGGUGUCCUUACGCCCCCCACCAUUCACCGGGAGCACCCGGAUGCGUUGGCCGAGGAGCCAGAGUUCAGUGCUGAUCCGUGGGUACCCGAUCAGCCGAUCGACAGCGCGGUCGAGGUGAACCUGCUGUCGGGCGAAACCCUGCAACUCCUGUGCCAGGCAAGUGGGUCACCCGAACCGACCGUUCACUGGAACCGGCGCGAUCAGAUGGUGUCGCCCACGGCCAAUCUCACCAUCCCGCACGUGGACCUCCAUCACGGGGAUCUGUACGUUUGCAUCGCGGAAAAUGAGCUAGGCAAGUCGACGCAAACCUACCGGCUCGACGUCAUGACGUCCCCACAGUUCUACGACGAGCCGGUCCGUUCGGUCGAGGUGUUCGCGGGCGAUGAUCUCGAGCUAGACUGCACGAUGCAAGCCAAUCCGCCGGCAUCGUACCAGUGGCUGAAGGAGGACGCACCGUUGGAUGAGUUUGAAGUAACGCUGGAGUUUGUCAACAUACAGCCGCAGGAUUCGGGUGUCUACCAGUGCGAGGCCGAAAACGUGUUCGGUCAGAACCAGAAGUCCUUCCAGGUGCUGGUGUACCAACCCGCGGAAAUAACAUCCUUUUCGGCCAAUCAAACACUGCUGGCAGGGGACAGCAUCGAGCUGGACUGUGCAGCCGUCGGCAACCCCAUACCGGUGCUCAGUCUCGUGCACCGUGGCGAAGUCCUUGCGUCGACCGCCGAACUCGACGGACCGGCGAUGGUCAUCGAUCGGAACUAUCGCGUCAAAAGCAACGUGCACCGAAGCGCCCAGAGUUACGGCUUUCACGCCCAACGACUGUCGCAGUUCGAGGUACGAUUUUCGAUGCGCCAAUCAAACGCCUCGCUCGUUGAUCGUGGCAAAUAUCUCUGCAUGGCGCAGAAUGCCAUCGGCUUCGAGGAGCGUCUGGCGAAAGUGGACGUCCUUGUGGCGCCGUAUGUACAGGCCGAGAAGCUGAAGCUCGACGGCUCCACGAUCCGUCUGCUGGAAGGGUUACCCCUGUUUCUCUUCUGUCCCAUCGACGGCACGCCUAAGCCAACAAUCGGAUGGUACCGGAACAGCAAGCGGCUCAAACAAACCACCAGCACCCUGUUUCUGCCGAGUGUUAGCCAGCGCGAUGUAGGCAGCUACCUUUGCUACGGCGAGAACCCGAUCGGCAAAGCGGAGCUUCAGUACACGCUGGAGGUGCUGGUUCCGCCGGCCAUCAUCAGCAGCGUACUGUACGGCGAAGCAUUCCUGUCCGCCGACGAGCCGGACCAGGAGGAGUUGCCCGUGCAGGCGGGUGACAACGUGACGCUAGACUGCUCCAGUCUCGGGCAUCCCGUGCCGGAAGUUCACUGGACGAAGGUCGACUACCUGGACGAGCACCGGAACGAACUGCUGGCCGGCAAGGAGCCGACCCUCGAGCUGUACAAUAUUCGCCACACCGCAACGUACUCGUGUUACGUGAACAAUACGGUCGGAUCGGCCCAGAAACUGUACCACGUUGUUGUCCAGACGGCUCCGUCGUGGAAGUCUGGCCCGACCUACCACCAGCAGCCGCGCGUUUCGCUACACCACAGUUUGGAUCUGGCGUGCGAGACCAACGGGUCACCGGAAGCAACGGUUUCCUGGGCGAAGGAUGGACAACCAUUGCAGAAGCACGCCGAAGGGUACGUCUUCGGGACCCACGGACACACGCUGCGGCUACUGGCGGCCAAACUCUCCGACGCCGGCACGUACCAGUGUGUGGCGAGCAAUGCGCUCGGCCAAAUCAGCCGGGACUUCAACGUAGCGAUCGAUGUGCCCGUCAGCUGGUCACCUUGGGGUGUGUGGUCGGUUUGUAGUGCCCCGUGCGGCAGUGGGACCCAAUUCCGGUCCCGCAUCUGUCUACUGCAGAACGGAUCGCCCGCUCAGGGCGAACAGUUUAACUGUGUCGGCGAGAACGUGCAGAUGAAGUCCUGCGAACUGCUGCCAUGCCCGGUCAACGGAGGAUGGAGCGACUGGACGCCGUGGAGCAGCUGUGCCCCAGACUGCGUCGCGGAAUACGGUGGCGUGCGGCCGAUACGACAGCGUAGCCGCCGGUGUGACUCGCCGGUGCCGGCACUCGGUGGUAAACCGUGUGUCGGAGAAGCCUACGAAGAGGAACCGUGUCCGGUGCGGUACUGCUCGGUGGACGGUGGCUGGACGUCAUGGUCCGACUGGACGGCCUGCAGCGAAGCGUGCGGUUUCGGGCGCAGCCUACGGGCGCGAAGCUGCACCAAUCCCGUCCCGCGCCACGGUGGCCAACCGUGUGAGGGAGCGGAGAGUGAAGUUAAAAUAUGUAAACAACGCGAGUGUCACGUCGACGGUGGCUGGUCCGAGUGGUCCCCGUGGUCGCGGUGCAGCAAAACGUGUGGUACGGGCGUCAAGACCCGGAAGCGGCUCUGCAACAACCCGGAACCGAAGGCCGGCGGUAGGGUGUGUGCGGGCGAGAACACGGAGAUCGCUCAGUGCAGCACCAAGCGGUGCCGGAACGAUGCUCUCCUGCGCACGAUCGACCCGAGCCAGACCGGGUCCCGCAAAAACUAUACCCCGUUGGUGAUGUACGAAUCGAAACAUCAGCCAUCGAACGAUCGGUCUACGCGCUUCACGCCGCCGCGCACGGAAUCGGCCAGCACGGACUACGAAGACGCACCGGACUCCGACGAAGGAAACCCAGCGCCGGGUUUCCAGGUGGUACGCAAAUACCAGUACGCUGAGGCACCACCGGUAGAGUAUGUGGACGUCCCACAAGCCGCGGCGGAUGCGACGUCGUACGGAAUCAAAGUGACGAUGACGAACACGAUCCGGCUGUCGAACGAUACGACGGCGUACAACUUGUACUUCGGUGACCGAAUCCGUUGCCCCGAGGGGUUCGUCUAUGACGCAAACAGCAACGCCUGCAGUGACGUCGAUGAGUGUGAAGCCGGAAACUGUGCCGGGCCAGCGCAGGUUUGCGUCAACACGGUCAGCAGUUUCGAGUGCCACUGUGAACCCGGCCACCGCCCAGCCCGGUACGACCGGGACGGCGACGAUGGUGGGAGCGAGGCCACCACCGUUGCGGAUCGCUGUAUCGACAUCAACGAGUGUCGCGAGCAAAUAGACGAAUGUUCCCAUUACUGCACCAACACCCCGGGCAGCUACCGAUGCUACUGCCCCGAGCGCUACCACCUGGCACAGGAUGGCCGAUCGUGUACGAUCAAGCGAAAACGGAACGAGCCCAAUGGCUCCCGUAGCUCGUCCGGCGUCGCGGUGCUCGCAAGCCGCUGUCCGGAAGGGUUCCGUUGGACCGACAAUCACUGUCAGGACUUGGACGAGUGUGAACUGCAAGCCGACGAGUGUGGCGAAGGUUUGUCGUGCCUGAACACGCGCGGUUCCUACCUUUGCGUUCACACGGCCUGCCCGCCGGAGUAUGAGCAGGACUACGACAGUGACACGUGCUUUCUAAACUGCACCGUGAACCCGUACGGCUGUUCCGAACGGAUGGCCCACGCGGGACAGACGCUGUCGCAUCUGAUAGUUACGCUGGAACGGUUUCUUCCUCGACAAUCGCUAGCGAUCCUGUCGGUUCCAGAAGCACAGCGUACGGCCGACUACGAUACCGCGUUCACGUUCCGCGAUCGGCAGUUUGCGCACAUUUUCUCGCUCGAAACGAUGCGCAAAACGUCCGGGGCCGUGCGGCUGUACGCCAACCGGAAGUUGCAACGCGGACGGUUCUACAAACUUAACCUGGCCGCGACAACGAUCGGUCGCUACACGGGACGGGUGGAAUACGUGCACGAUUUCAUUGUGUACUUGCAUUGGUUCGACUAGGAACGGGGGUUUGUUGAUGAAACUGCCGAGAAGCCCUCAAGUAGCCAUCAUGUAGCCGUAGUUCGUAGCUUUGAAAUUCAUAGACAAAUUUAAGCUACAAACAGACACGAUCAUCAUCACGUUUCUCAGUUCCCUUGCCUUUCAAACCUUCCAAUCUUCAAACAAAGCCCAAAAAGACCAAAGACAGCAGCCAAUACGCAUCACUCGCUUAGAAGUAGAGGAAAAUGAAAGCUCAUCGUCGUCGUCGUUUUUCGUAAAUGUCCACAGUUUGAACUUUGGGAUGGUACUGCAAACCUAACCAUGUAUGCAAAUCAAAACCUAUAUGCGAUAAUAAGCUAAAAUUAGAAAUUAAGCCCACCAUAAGCUCUACUGACUCACACUGAAGUACUCGAGAUCGAUUGAAAGGUUUGUGUGAGCUAUGAAAUUUAUUAAUUUCGGACCGUUUGCGGCAAGAACGCAGGACGAAAACGAAAACUCAACCACCAAUCCACAGUUUCUCUACCAAUAUUUAAUUCGAAAUAGAAAAUAUAUA
Molecule: messenger RNA, 8875 nt
Organism: Anopheles cruzii
Lineage: Eukaryota; Metazoa; Arthropoda; Insecta; Diptera; Culicidae
Product: hemicentin-1-like
Exons: 9
Coding region: 13-8343 (2776 amino acids)
Molecular function (GO): calcium ion binding
Source: RefSeq, a predicted model, not a curated record